AUGUCGGCGGCCGUGGCGUGCGUGGAUUACUUCGCCGCCGACGUGCUCAUGGCCAUCUCCUCGGGCGCCGUGGUGCACCGCGGGCGGCCGGGCCCCGAGGGCGCGGGCCCCACGGCUGGCCUGGAUGUGCGCGCGCCGCGCCGCGAGGCCGCCCCGCCCGGGCCCUCGGGGCCGCCGCCGCCGACCCCCGGCGCCCCCAGCCCGGGCCCAGGCGCCGCCGCCGCGCCCCACCUGCUGGCCGCCAGCAUCCUGGCCGACCUGCGCGGCGGGCCCGGCGCCGCCCCGGGGGGCGCCUCGCCCGCCUCCUCGUCCUCGGCCGCCUCGUCCCCGUCCUCCGGCCGCGCCCCCGGUGCCGCGCCCGCCGCCGCCAAGAGCCACCGCUGUCCCUUCCUGGGCUGCGCCAAGGCGUAUUACAAGUCCUCGCACCUCAAGUCGCACCUGCGGACGCACACAGGUGAGCGCCCCUUUGCCUGCGACUGGCCGGGCUGCGACAAGAAGUUCGCGCGCUCCGACGAGCUGGCCCGCCACCACCGGACGCACACUGGCGAGAAGCGCUUCCCCUGCCCGCUCUGCUCCAAGCGCUUCACCCGCAGCGACCACCUGACCAAACACGCGCGCCGCCACCCCGGCUUCCGCCCGGAACUGCUCCGGCGCCCGGGCGCCCGCAGCUCCUCGCCCAGCGACUCUCUGCCCUGCAGCCUGGCGGGCAGCCCAGCGCCCAGCCCGGCGCCCAGCCCGGCCCCCGCCGGUCUGUAGGGCCCCGGUCCAGCCCACCCUGAGCGCGCCCCCGCUGGGCCCUGGCUUGGAACACCAGCAACACGCCUCUAGGGCCCGGGGCCGGGCUGGGAGCCAUGGCCAGCCCCGGCCCCUUCCAGCGUUCCCCCGAGGGCCCCGAAGAUGCCCCUGUCUCCCUCCAGAAACCAAGGAGGGGCCCUGAGACUGGACUGGGGUCAGCCGGGCCUCGGAGGGGUGGCUGGAGCCCGCAUCUGUAAAUAGCCAUGAUCGAUAACUCUCUUCCCAUCUGUUAAACAGAGACCCCAGGCGGGUGGCUGACGGGCGCUCCCCUUCCCCCUUCCCCACCUCCCUGCUUUGGGGGGAUGGGUAUGGGUCUUGGGAAGGGGACACAAAAGGCGCCCCUUAACCAGCGCUCAGACCCGGCCCCCAAGCCCCUCCCCUCAGGUUGGGAUGAAGUGUGCAAAUAGCCAUAGAUGAACCGGGGCUUGUCGAGGCCCCUGCCUGGCCCCACCCCCAACCCCGCGGGGGCCCCUCACCCCACCCAAAGCCAUUGGAGACGUUCAGGGAAAUGGGGUGCGGCCCGGCCGCCCCCUCUCGGGUACUCAAUCUCAGGUGUCCACAGGUUCUACCCCACUGCCCGCGGGAGGGGCCGCCCAGCUCCCCAGCGGGGGGG
This is a messenger RNA of Diceros bicornis minor, 1408 nucleotides long. RefSeq names its product KLF transcription factor 16 (gene KLF16). The coding region runs from base 1 to 756 and encodes 251 amino acids. The record is from RefSeq and is a predicted model, not a curated record. Gene Ontology annotation, biological process: regulation of transcription by RNA polymerase II. NCBI's taxonomy places the organism in Eukaryota, Metazoa, Chordata, Mammalia, Perissodactyla, Rhinocerotidae. The transcript is spliced from 2 exons. Gene Ontology annotation, molecular function: DNA-binding transcription factor activity, RNA polymerase II-specific; RNA polymerase II cis-regulatory region sequence-specific DNA binding.